Fomitiporia mediterranea MF3/22 is the source of this 613-nucleotide messenger RNA. RefSeq names its product cyclophilin. Gene Ontology annotation, molecular function: peptidyl-prolyl cis-trans isomerase activity. Gene Ontology annotation, biological process: protein folding; protein peptidyl-prolyl isomerization. NCBI's taxonomy places the organism in Eukaryota, Fungi, Basidiomycota, Agaricomycetes, Hymenochaetales, Hymenochaetaceae. Bases 35 to 523 code for a protein of 162 amino acids. The transcript is spliced from 4 exons. The record is from RefSeq and is a predicted model, not a curated record.
CUUCUCCUUGACCACCACCAUCUCCAGCCCAGCCAUGUCUAACGUCUAUUUUGACAUCUCCAUCAAUGACCAGCAGACAGGGCGCAUCGUCUUCAAGCUCUUUGAUGAUGUAGUCCCGAAAACAACGAAGAACUUCCGUGAGCUCGCGACGGGCGAGCACGGCUUCGGUUAUGCAGGAUCGAGCUUCCACCGUAUCAUUCCGUCGUUCAUGCUCCAGGGCGGUGACUUCACCCGCGGCAACGGUACUGGUGGCAAAUCCAUCUAUGGCGAGAAGUUCGCUGAUGAGAACUUCAAGCUGACGCACGAUCGCCCCUACCUCCUCUCUAUGGCAAACGCAGGCCCAAACACAAAUGGCUCUCAAUUCUUCAUUACCACUGUCGUCACGUCGUGGCUCGAUGGCAAACAUGUCGUGUUUGGUGAGGUUGUCGAGGGUAAGGAGCUCGUCCAGAAGAUUGAGACCCUCGGUAGCCAAUCCGGUGCGCCGAAGGCGAAGAUCACUAUUUCCGGCUCGGGAACGGUCUAAGCACCAUCCUCACGUUUUCGUUCUCAAAUGAAUACAGAGUGGCGCUGUGGGACUCUGGCAUGAAGUAGCUAAGAAAACUAAAUUGUACUA